UGCCUGUGGUAAGAUGGCCGCCAAAUGCGGAUGUUCCACUCAAUUGGCCAGCAGCGCGGGCGAGACAUAUAGCCUUUAUACAUAUCUAUGUGUGAACCCAUUUAGAACACUAGUAAUCCAGGCUUGCUAAUCUAAAAAAGUGUGUAUUCAAUCCAAUUUUUCUUUUAAAAAAAACAGGACAAAAGUGAGAUGGUUUGCCUGAUCCUUGAUAGCAAAACAUGGAAUUUCCAAAUCUGGAUAAUUUUGAUCCAGAUUAACUGGUUAUUAAUUUCAAUUAAGUAUCAAUGACAACAGAAUUGCAGUGUGUACACUACUACUAGAAUUUCAUGACAUCAUUUGAAACGAGUAAAACGCUAAAUUAUUGGUAUCGGCAUAUGUCAUUCCAAGUAGUCUAAUAUUGGUAAUUUUGUAUAGAUGCAUCCAUAGUUUAAAGCCAGUUUAUGCAAUUUUACUACGAUUUUAUUGGCUAACUGUCAUUUUUGUCGUUCACACUUUGUAAUAUACCCGAGCUGCAAACAAAUUGCCAUUUAAUACUGUCUCUAGAGUCUCUAUCACGUGGUGAUCACUAAACCCUGCUAGUAACAAACUCCCGAGAGAGAAUAUCAACAGGGUUCAUAUAUGACAGUUGAACGGGUCAACUCAAACCUUUUUCAACUUUGUCAAGGUAAGUUUCAUCCAUUCUUUCAUGGACAUUUCAUGCAUGUGUGUGUUUAUUAAAUAUUGAAAGUCUUAAAAAUAAAGGUGAUUGAAGAGCCAUUUUUGGCUGAACAAAAGAUAUAAAAGAAAUGGUUCUCCUAAGAACCUCUGACUGAAUGGUUUUUGAGAAACAAAAAUGGUUCUUCUAUGGCAUCGCUUUGAAGUACCUUUCAAGCACCUUUAUUUUAACAAGUGUAUUGAUACUGUAAUCAUUACACAAUAUUGAAUUGACAAAAUCUUUUUCAAAACGUGUGUAACAAAUUUUGCUUCUCUCCAAAUAAGCUACAGGAUAUAGACGUGAAAAGAACAUGUCUUCAGUAAACACCAGUGCUGACUGGUCUUUGUCAAAGAACUGCACAUAUUCCUAUGAUCUCGCUUUUCCUUUGGUUCCCUAUAUGAACUGUCCCUCCAAUCGCAAGUAUGCUGUAAAGGUCAUACCUCUUAUCUUCUGCGUACUAUCCAUCCUCGGAACAUUUGGAAAUCUCUGGAGCCUGUGGGCUUGCCUGAGGCCAUCCCAGCCUUGGAGUAUAGGAUCCAUAGGUGUCCUGAACCUAGCUCUGUGUGACCUCGCCUAUCUGGCCUCUAUGGGACCCUGGACUGUCUACAUCUACUCUGACUAUCACUGGAAAAUGGGCCGUUCGCUAUGCAUCGGGGUGAAAAUCUUAUACUUUGUCGGUUUGACGUCUAGCACCGUGUUCAUAUGCGCCAUCAGCACCGACCGUUUCCUUGCCAUCGUCUUCCCUUUGGAAUCCAGAAUGAUUCGCACUACAAGGAACGGCGUGUUGGUUUCACUUCUGCUGUGGGCUAUCAUUGCCUUACUCAUUUAUUUCAGCUAUCCUAACAUUUUAUUCUGGGUGAGGAAGGAUGGUCUCCAUGUGUGUGGAGCUGUUAUGAUAUCUAGGUUCAGGACCACUGAAGCCACCUACAAUCUCAUGUCAUACUACUCCAUUCAAGUAUCCGUCCCUCUGCUAAUCAUCAUUCCAUCCUAUAUGAAAAUCAUUGCCCGGAUGAAGCAGUUACGACAGCAGUGGGGUCCGGGGAACAUGCAAACCCGGGACAAGACCAUCUGUCUGAUAGGUGUCUUCAUUGCCAAUUUUCUGGUGUGUUGGGUGCCCGGACAGCUGCUUCACAUCGUCGCCUUUAUCAUUUACUUCAUUUUGGAUGACUGUAGCAAUAUCUGCUGGGUUGCAUGGGUGGUUAAUAUCCUUACGGAAGUCUCGCAAAUACUGUAUUGUCUGAAUGCAUGUCUGGAUCCUUUGAUUUUUUACAUGCAGCAGAGGCACAGAGAGCUGCUGCCAAAAGAAGCGUUGGCAAACUGCUGUAGAAAGAUAAUAAAGCGAUGUAAGAAGCAAGAGUUAGGGGGGCCUACAGGGGAACCUUUCACUGUGAUUCAAAAACACAACGGAAAACAUCCGAAAUAGUAAAAUAUAUGGCCACACUGCAAAAAAUUAUUUUCAAGAAAAAAAUUCUUAGUAUUUUUGUCUUGUUUUCAAUAAAAAUAUCAAAAAA
This is a messenger RNA of Misgurnus anguillicaudatus (oriental weatherfish), 2205 nucleotides long. Its product is annotated as S-geranylgeranyl-glutathione receptor P2RY8. The record is from RefSeq and is a predicted model, not a curated record. Gene Ontology annotation, cellular component: plasma membrane. Gene Ontology annotation, biological process: positive regulation of Rho protein signal transduction; phospholipase C-activating G protein-coupled receptor signaling pathway. Gene Ontology annotation, molecular function: G protein-coupled receptor activity. NCBI's taxonomy places the organism in Eukaryota, Metazoa, Chordata, Actinopteri, Cypriniformes, Cobitidae.